AAGGAAGGAAUGAGUGACAGACCAGCAUCAAGGCGUUGGGGUAAGUGUGAACCUCUGUGUAAACGUGAGAGCAUCAUGGUGGCAUUCAAAGGAGUUUGGACUCAGCCUUUCUGGAAAGCCGUGGCAGCUGAGUUUUUGGCAAUGCUUAUUUUUGUACUCCUCAGCUUGGGUUCCACCAUCAACUGGGGUGGAACAGAGAAGCCUUUACCAGUAGACAUGGUCCUUAUCUCCCUCUGUUUUGGACUCAGCAUUGCAACCAUGGUCCAGUGCUUUGGACACAUUAGUGGAGGCCAUAUCAAUCCCGCUGUGACUGUGGCUAUGGUCUGCACCAGGAAGAUCAGCCUUGCUAAAUCUGUCUUCUACAUUGCCGCUCAGUGCCUAGGUGCUAUCAUCGGGGCAGGCAUCCUCUACCUUGUCACGCCUCCCAGUGUGGUGGGAGGCUUAGGAGUUACCACGGUCCAUGGAAAUCUUACAGCUGGUCAUGGGCUCCUAGUGGAGUUGAUAAUCACAUUUCAGUUGGUGUUUACUAUCUUUGCCAGCUGUGAUUCAAAACGAACUGAUGUCACUGGUUCAAUAGCUUUAGCAAUUGGAUUUUCCGUUGCAAUUGGACAUUUAUUUGCUAUCAAUUACACUGGUGCCAGCAUGAACCCUGCCCGAUCUUUUGGACCUGCUGUUAUCAUGGGAAACUGGGAAAACCACUGGAUCUACUGGGUAGGACCAAUCAUUGGAGCCGUCCUUGCCGGUGGCCUUUAUGAGUAUGUCUUCUGUCCUGAUGUAGAACUUAAACGCCGUUUGAAGGAAGCCUUCAGUAAGACUUCUCAGCAAACUAAAGGGACCUACAUGGAGGUGGACGACAAUAGAAGUCAGGUAGAAACCGACGAUUUGAUCUUGAAACCUGGAUUAGUGCAUACAAUUGAUGUUGAGAGGGGGGACGAAAAGAAGGGGAAAGAAUCAUCCAAUGAAGUGUUGUCUUCAGUAUGACUAUCAAGUGGCACUGAAAGCAGAGAAGACCCCUCAUAUUUCCUUCCACCCAUUAAAGAAACAGAUUUGUUAUAAAUUAGGCACGUGCAGGUCUUCUAGUUUUUGAAGGAGGAAGCAAUUUGUCUGCUCCUUUAUGUCAGAAUCCUUAGUCUCUAAAUGUUAAAUCCCUCUUUCUCUCUGACAAGAUAGGAAGGAGACCUGCAGUGGAUUCCAAAUUCUAAAAGUGUAUACUCCCAAACUGAAUAUACAUAAAUGUUUAUUUCUAUCCUCAUUUAUUAGCAGUCAAUAGUGAACUGAAAGUACAGAUGUUUAAAGUGCAGAUUGACAGUUGAGACUUGCCUGAGAAGUGCCUAUGGACAUAUAUUUAUCAAAUUGUUCUUAUGACACAUGAUGGGCUGUUGUCACCCCCAAUUAGGCUGUUUUACUACAUGAAAGGGUCUUUGCAGAUUUAUCAGUGGUAAUGUACAAUAAGGCACAGAUUCAAAUUCAAGGGAGGAAUUAUUUAUGUUUUCCCACCCGCACCCUACCCAUGUCACCAGGCAAUCACUUAAAAAAAAAACCUGUAAGCCUGCAAAAUAAUAUUUUAACACAGGUUUUAAAAAGUAGGUGAGUCAUUUCAAAUGGUUCUUAUUAAACUCAUAUUGCACAUAUCUAUCUUUUACAAUGCAAAUGUCACCUCCCUCUGAUAUAAUAGCCCAUCUAAAAAGUCCAAGGUUGAGACAUUCUCAAAUACUAUAUACAUGCUGUUUUCUAUGUCCAUCUGAUCAAACAUCUAAAUCUUGAGGUUCAUCUAUUGAAAUUCAAUCCUACCAUGAGUCCCAGGCUCAUACGGGAAUCAGUAUGUUCCCAUGUUACAACCUAAUAAUAUAAAAUCAAGGAAAUGUGGAUUCUGGUAUUAAAGGAAACAAAGGUUAAUCUGUUUUCAGUGCACUUACUUAAAUAAACU
Messenger RNA from Vombatus ursinus (common wombat), 1927 nucleotides. RefSeq names its product aquaporin-4. The coding region runs from base 10 to 981 and encodes 323 amino acids. The transcript is spliced from 5 exons. The record is from RefSeq and is a predicted model, not a curated record. NCBI's taxonomy places the organism in Eukaryota, Metazoa, Chordata, Mammalia, Diprotodontia, Vombatidae. Gene Ontology annotation, biological process: transmembrane transport. Gene Ontology annotation, cellular component: plasma membrane; basolateral plasma membrane. Gene Ontology annotation, molecular function: water channel activity.